Pseudomyrmex gracilis is the source of this 1428-nucleotide messenger RNA. RefSeq lists its product as uncharacterized. The transcript has 7 exons. Gene Ontology annotation, molecular function: protein binding. Bases 95 to 1327 code for a protein of 410 amino acids. The record is from RefSeq and is a predicted model, not a curated record. NCBI's taxonomy places the organism in Eukaryota, Metazoa, Arthropoda, Insecta, Hymenoptera, Formicidae.
UCAAAGUCCUCGAAAGAAAUGAUAAGUGUGUUCAGAAGAACUGAGAUAUAUUGUUUCUUGAUUUAUUUUUUUUGGAAGUGCAAAAACAAUUAAAAUGUCGGUUAAACGAGUGCAUUUUGAAAAAGUAAAACUUGAAGAAACAGUUUUGAAUGAAAUGUACGAGAAUUCAUUUCUUCUAAAUUGCUCAGAUGAGAUUUUACUUGCUAUAUUUAAACAUUUGCGUCCUGAAGAUCUUAUGAAUCUCUCAUUAAGUUGCAAAAAAUUAGAACGAAUAGUAAAAGACCGUACUUUAUGGAAAAAAAUUACAAUUUAUCUAAAGACUGAUAUGAAAUUUUCUCGCUUAUUUUUACUAUCCCGUACAAAAAAUUUGACGAUAAAUGGUAAUCGAUGCUGCCACCACGUGCACGAUGGAACAAUAAACUAUAUUCAUGAAAUUUUACUAUCAUUCACCGACCUUGAGGAAUUAACUUUAGAAGAUUUUUAUAUCACUCCAGAAACGGUCUCAUAUAUCACACUCCUAUGUCAAAAAAUUAAUAAGCUUAUAUUAAACAGAUGCAUGAAAUCUGAAAACACCCGUUUUGUACUUGAAAAAAAAGAUAUAUAUUUGAAGGUAAAUUACCGGUCAAAGUUAACAUGCUUAAUUUUGAACAAUAUAUUAUGGCCUAUUUCACUGGACUUUAUACAAUUUUUCGGCUUAAUUGCUCCAAAUUUAACAGAACUUAGAAUAAAUUCAUGUGUUUGUAUAGAUGAGAAUCUUUGUAUGUAUCAUUAUAUGAAAAUAUAUUCACGGUCGAAUGUUUUAAAAAAAUUAGAGAUUUUAGAUUUACGAAAAACGUCAGUAAACACCACAAUAUUUACGUGGUGUUGUAGAACAUGUAAAAAUUUAAAACAAUUAUAUUUAGAAUGUCCGAGAUAUUUACAACUAUGUCUAAAUGAGGUUCAUAUGUUUGGCUGGGAAAUACAGCCUACCAAGCGUUACGACGUAGAGAUAGAUAGAUGUUUGCGGGACUUGAUUAUCCGUACUGCCUCUCCAUGUUGUCCACAAUGGCACAACUUGAAAUUGAUUGACAAAAUCAUUAGUCUUCAUUCAAGGGAUAAUAUAAAGGACUAUUCUCUAUUAUAUUUUGAUGGUAUAAAUGACUGUAGAAAUUUAGAAAUAUUAGCUAUAAGACAUUAUCAGUAUAUUAGUACUGAGUUUAUCAAUUGCAUACCCUCUUUACCAAAACUAAAAACCUUGGAUUUCAGUGGAGCUGUUUCUAUAUUAGAACGAGAUAUUAAACCUAAAUUAAGAAAAGACGUUAAGAUUGUCUCAUUAUUUGAUACAUAGAGUCUUGUGUUUUGCUGGGAUUGUGUUAAGCCUGUUCAGGUCUGGUAGAAUUGACUAAUCGUAUUGAUCAAAUCAGCCAAUUGACCAGCGUGAUUGGUCGA